Messenger RNA from Saprolegnia diclina VS20, 1218 nucleotides. RefSeq lists its product as hypothetical. The transcript has a single exon. Lineage: Eukaryota; Oomycota; Saprolegniomycetes; Saprolegniales; Saprolegniaceae. The coding region runs from base 60 to 1160 and encodes 366 amino acids. The record is from RefSeq and is a predicted model, not a curated record.
GCGGUGCAUGGACAUCAAGAUGAACGGACGGCGUAUUUACGUUCUUUCCUGGCGGACGAAUGCAGCUGCUGCGCUCGCUGCUGGUACUGGCCACGGUGCUGGUUGCGACGGCGCGCGCCGACGGCAACGCGACGACGAGCGUGCCGCCGCCGAUGACACCAACACCGACGCCGGCACCGACACCUGCGCCGACGCCCGCGCCCACGACCAAGGCGCCCGAGCCCACGCCCACGACCGUGGCGCCGACCACGGUCGCGCCGACGACAGCGGCGCCAUCGACCAAAACACCGGAGCCAUCGACGACGGUGGCGACGACGACGCCGCCGAGCACCACGACAUUGAAGCCGUUGACACCGGCGCCGGUUGUCGUGACGCCGACCGAUGCGCCGAUCGUGGCCAGCAGCUCGGGCUCCAACGGGCACUCGACGACGACGAAAGCACCGUCCGCGACCAAGAAUGGCACGACGACAGCCACCGACGACAGUAACUCGUCGACCGUGACGAUCAUCGUCGUUGGCGCCGUCGCAGCCGUCGCAGUCCUCGGUGGCCUCGUCGCGUUCCUAAUUCUGCGCCAGCGCCGCAUGACCGACGACGACGACGACAUGAUGACGGCCCGCGGGUACAAGUCCGAGUUUGGUCGGUCGACGUAUGCCGGCGAGUACGCGAUGAAGGCGCUGCCAGCGCCGCCGACAGACGUCUAUACAUCGUCGCAGGCGGCGGGCCCGAGCCGCUUUGACUACCCCAACGACAAUAACAUCGUCUUCCACCAGCAACACCACCACCAACAAGGUACCAUCAACAACGGCCGCAACAACGAGUAUGCGGACGUACCACCGAUCUCCAUGUCGAUGCUGGAAGCUGACGUCGGCACGAGCUUCUUCACAUGGGACUCGCGCGGCACCGACAGCCAUGGGCAAAUGCCCGACGACGUGGCCAGCGACCACGGCUCGUAUACAAGCGACAUCACCGGCGGAUACCGGGCGUCGUCGCCGGGGCGGUCGACCAACCCGUGGCAGUUUUCACUCGACUCGUCGGCCGCCGCGAUGCAAACGGACCGCACGAUGCCCAACAACGACUCGUUCCUCUCGGCGCGGUCGUCCGAAGAGCGCGACUCGGCGCUCUCGGGUCGCUCCAGUGACGACCGCGCGUUCACGUUAUAAGCACUUCUUUAGUACGGUGCAAAGAUAUGCCUAUGUCCUUUGCGUCGACUUGCUUGCA